UCGCAAACUUUGAGGGGCUAUAACUUCCAAAAUAAUUGUCUCCGCUCAAAAAUUCAAACAGUUUCGAAAUCAGCGUUGAAAAACACGUCUUUUAAAAAAAAAUCGAAAUUCGUGAGGUGCGUGGUAAAGUGCAUUUGUUCCCGAUUUUGAUCUGAGAAUAUUCCAUAAAAUAGGUCUUACUACAGCCGCUGUAUGCACUGUAUGCAGUAUUACUCUAUGGUAUGCAGUGACCAGUUGUUGCAUGGUGGGGAGAUUUGGCCUCGAGAUGUUCGAGCUUCGAGCGCAAUCAUUUGGAUGCGCGUGCCGUAUGCGCUCUCGUGGUGUGGAGUUUAAUAACAAUAUUUCCCGCCAUUUACUAUUAGGUGUCUAUGAUUGAUAGUAUGGAACUUUUUGCGUCUUAUGAUACUAUUUAUCCAGCAGAUACUGUAGAAUGGUGUCCAAUAUCAGAACACAGCAAUGUAUUUGUAUGUGGAACUUAUAAGCUUGACGAGGCAACAAAAACAAAAACUGGCACUAUCAAUUUAUUUUCUUUAGAGAGUCAAAACAAGAUUAAACUGGUCCAAAGUGUUACCAAUGAUGCUGUGCUAGAUUUAAAAUGGAAUCCUUUUAUUGUUUCUGGACAAAUAUUACUAGCAGCUGCAUUGUCUGGCAACCAUGUUAGUGUAUAUCGUUUGGAUAAAAAUGGAACUGAUAUAUCUUUAAGCUUGUUCUCUAGUUUUGAUCUUCCGAAAACUAACGGUGUAUCUAAUAUGAGUUUAUCAAUUGCAUGGUCAUGCCCUUAUGAAAAUGGAUCACAAAGUAUUGCAUUUAGUGACUCCGGUGGUUAUAUUACUUUAGUAAAUUUAAACAAUCAACUUAUACGCAGUUUCAAAGCUCAUGAUUUUGAAUCAUGGAUAGUCACAUAUAAUUAUUGGGAACCAAAUAUUUUAUUCUCAGGUGGUGAYGAUUGUAAAUUUAAGUGUUAUGACCAACGUUUACAAUUUGACAAACCUAUAUUUGAAAAUAAAGAACAUGAACAAGGAGUAACAACUUGCUCAUCCAAUAAAAUCCGAGAAAAUAUAAUCGUCACAGGAAGUUAUGAUGAAAAUAUAAGGCUGUGGGAUAUACGUAAUAUCAAGCACAGUUAUAAUAGCGUGAACGUUGAAGGUGGAGUUUGGAGAUUGAAAUGGGAACCUUAUAAAGAAGAAUAUCUCUUAAGUGCAUCAAUGUUUAAUGCUGCGCAUAUAAUAGACACAUCAUUAAAUGUAGCUAAUAUUUGUCAAUCUUUUGGUGAAAAAAAAAAUAGGCUUUACUAUGGAGCUGAUUGGUGUCACCAUCAUGAUACCCAGUUUGGACAUGAUGCUAAAUCAAAAAAUAAAAAAAUAAUUGCUACAUGUACAUUUUAUGAUCAUAGGUUAGAUUUAUUUUUUGUCAAUAUGAAAUUAUAAAAAUAUACACUAUUAUUAAAAAAGUGACUGAUAACUUGUAACCAUUUUAUUACUUUCAAAUUAAUUAC
Molecule: messenger RNA, 1495 nt
Organism: Diuraphis noxia (Russian wheat aphid)
Lineage: Eukaryota; Metazoa; Arthropoda; Insecta; Hemiptera; Aphididae
Product: diphthine methyltransferase
Biological process (GO): protein histidyl modification to diphthamide
Cellular component (GO): cytoplasm
Molecular function (GO): protein binding; diphthine methylesterase activity
Source: RefSeq, a predicted model, not a curated record